This is a messenger RNA of Seminavis robusta, 1928 nucleotides long. The record is from the annotation of a GenBank genome assembly. NCBI's taxonomy places the organism in Eukaryota, Bacillariophyta, Bacillariophyceae, Naviculales, Naviculaceae.
UUAUGGAGCUCCCAAAAGAGAAAUUUGCUGCUUGCUAGCUAGUGAUCAGAUGUUGGUGACGACGUGGGUCGGGCGGGGGCGAAGGUCUUGGGCGGACGACCAAAAAGUGUAGCGGUAGCUAGCAUCCCAGUGCCGAAACGAGGAAGCUACUACCUAGCCAAAUCUGAUGAAGCGUCGUCAAUGGUGUUUGGCUCCCUGUGGCAGCGGAUGUUGCUGGUCUACGCAGUGAGGUACCGGUAGGUCCGCAUUGGCUGGAAAUAAACGCAUCAAGGGCUGGCUGUUCUGGCGUUUGUUUGCCUUGCUUGUUUGCCAAGAGGACGGACCAUAGAGCGAAGCACUCGCAGGAGCCCCAGCCACAAAAUCUACUACACGCACGUAGUACUUUCGUUUGUCAGAUCAAAUUCCUUCUUUUUACCCACUCUCGAGUCCUUCCCACCAAAGACAGUAGCUUCUUGCCAGCCAAUGUGACGUGCCUGAUACACCGUGCCUGGCUGGAAAAUUGCUUCCAAUUACUCAGGCGCGCAGCCAUGACAGAUGAUUUCUUCGAUGAUUCUUGAGCCUUUCAAGGCAGCCCGGCCAAACAAUCGCCUUGACCUACAGGUACCACACUUCCGACCCUGAUUGGCUGCAUCCUAGCUACAUGCAGCGACAAGACCCCCGUGGUGUCUUGAUUUCCGAAAACCCAACCGCGUUAUUACUCAACUUCCCCAACAAGCGCACAGCCAUGACCACAUGAACCUGCCAGCCGGUGGGGAGCAUGGCCCAGCCAUCUCCCGAAGCAAUGCAAAGCAAAGCAAAGCACCUUGGGGCGAGUGGGGGGUGGGGGGACUCCUCCCUCUUCGCAUCAUGCAUGGGAUGACCGAAGAGGUGCUUUGUUCUUUGUUCCACUUACGCUGGUGAAGCUACGAGCUACCGUAGCUAUGGAUAAUGGAGCUUUACCAGUGAGCGAGCCAUGCAGUGUUGCUGUGUACUGGUUAUAACCGGUACCAGAUCCAGUGUACGAAUGAUUUAAAGGUGAAGAGAACAGAAGCUCUGCUUUCUUUGAGAAAAAGGGCUUUGAUAAGUACAUUGGCUACUUAUUUCUCACUGGAGAUUCCUAGAAUGACUCCUGACCGCAGAUUCCAUUAAAUUUAUUUUACCAGCGAGCUCUAACGGAGAAUCUUUUGACUUCACUGGACAGCUACUGGAAGCAAGAGUCGUGUGCACUACGUAGAAAUGGAUCGUUGCACGGCCACCGUUUUACGGGAGGCUGCUUGCAUAGCCACCUGAAACCUGGAGCAAAAGCGCAGAGCUCAUCACUUCCUUGGCUCACAAUUCCAAACAGCUCCAAGCAGCAAACAGUUUCCUUCAAAGCAAGCAAGCAAGCAAGCAAGCAACCAAAAACAACCAUCAUCAUGUGCACCACCAACAACGGCAAGAGUGAUAGCGUCCGAGAAACUUCUCCCAAGAGGACCCGUCCCCGUCUGCAAAGUGGAAACUCUGUCAGAGGGCUGGACAGAGAAAACAGCUCUCGAGCUCUUGGUGCGUUUGCCAUUGAGAAUCGCGACCCAGAUGAUCGAUUUGUGCGUCAACAAUCCAAGCGAGGACUUUCUGGAGGACAAGAUCAACAAUCGAGCGACAGCGAAGAAGAUACUGGAUCUGCACUGGACAAUCAAAUUCUGAAAGCUGUCAACAAGAGCGGAUGAGAGCAACCGAGAUGCCGUAGAAACCAAAGAUUCUCGUGCCGUGCUCGUUGUGAUGAUGAUAUCGAGAUCAUCUCAUCAAUAGAUUGAAGCAUCUUUGAAAGUUUACCGUAUGAAAAGAAGGGAGGAACACAAGCAGGCCAAGGCAAGGCAAAGCCAGCCAGAGCAAUGACCUCACGUACUUAGAAGUAGAAACCAACUGAAUUUAUAACCGUACCGAUAGCCGAUAUACGAAUGUUGAUUACG